Messenger RNA from Beauveria bassiana ARSEF 2860, 1527 nucleotides. Its product is annotated as myocyte-specific enhancer factor 2d. The record is from RefSeq and is a predicted model, not a curated record. Gene Ontology annotation, molecular function: protein binding. Bases 1 to 1527 code for a protein of 508 amino acids. Gene Ontology annotation, cellular component: Cul4-RING E3 ubiquitin ligase complex. The transcript is spliced from 5 exons. NCBI's taxonomy places the organism in Eukaryota, Fungi, Ascomycota, Sordariomycetes, Hypocreales, Cordycipitaceae.
AUGGCCCCCGAACUACCGGGCUACUACUUUGAUAACACGAAGAAAAAGUACUUCAAAAUCGAACCCUCUCACUCUGCAACCCCGUCCUCUGCUGCCGCUCCUUGGACCGCCGAUGCCAUUAAGCGCCGUCGUGCCGCAUCCUCGGCCGCGGCUUCGAUAGCCCGUCGCACGCGUCUUCUGCAGCUGCACGUGCGUCGGCACGCGGGGCUGGAGACGGACAUGGUGGCGCGGGGACGGCUGCGGCAGGAGCUGGGCGUCACGACGACGAUGACGGAGGAGCAGGAUGAUGUGAGGGCGGCAGCGUGGGCGCAGGGGUCGGUGGACAAGGGAAGCGUGUCGCUGGUGCCGAGUUUUGCGAGGGCGCGGUACGCAAACAUGGCGUGCAUGUACGUGGGAGGGGACGACACCAAGACGGGUCUCGGCGUGGUGUAUGCGACGCUGGAUGAGGAGACGCUGGUGGGGAGUUACAUCCCGACCGACGACAAUGACACGAUCUCGUUUUCGGACCUCGCGCCAGAGAGCUCCGGGCGACGAAGAGGAUUGCGCGCGGAAAUGGUCAGAUGCCCGCAAAUGUCGUCGAUUCGGUACCAUGCGCCCUCACACAAGAUACUGCUGACGUCGCGCGAACCCGACCACUCCUGCGGGUUAUACUUUUUCUCCCCUCUCCUCUCCAACGAAAACGACCAUCGAUUUCCGCAGUGGCUCCUCGGUGAGACCAGUCACUAUCAGAGACUCUACAUCCGGCACCAACGCCUUCGUGACUCAUGGAUCGUUCACCAGUCCACCCCCGCGCCCGCUUCCUCGCCGCUGCUCUGCGUCGUCGGCACAAACGCCGGCAUCCUCAGCGUCUCUUCCGACGAGACCAUGUCCUGGCUCGCCCCGUCAUCAUCAUCAUCAUCAUCAUCCUCCUCCGGCACACCACAGCAUCACGCCGGGCCGCAAGAAAUAUUCGCCCAAGAUUUUCAGCAAGGCAACCACAACGUGCUCCUCGCUGGCGGGCGGAAGCCCACGCUCUGGAUGACGGACCUGCGAGAUAACGACCCGCGGCGCUGGCACGCGACUCCGCACGACAGCACUGUCACCCAUCUCCGGAGCGUCUCAGAGCAUCAGGUUCUCGUGGCGGGCCUGCGCAGCAGCAUGUCCACCUACGACCUGCGCUUCCUGGGGCGGCCGACACCACCUGGGCAAGCGACUAGCAGAAACAGCAGCACGCCCGUGUUGCGGUUCACUGGGUACGAGAAUGAAGCCCAUGUACACACCGGAUGGGACGUCUGCGCGGAAAUGGGCCUCGUGGCGGCGGCGCAGGACGACGGCACCGUGGCGCUGUUUUCGCUGCGAAGCGGCAAAAGGGUCAGGCCAGGAGGAGGAGGCAGUACCGGAAUCGGGAGUUUGAGGACGGAGACGCCGAUCAAGGCGCUCAUGUGGCAGCGCAUGCCGCGGGAGAGGCUGCCGAGCCUGUGGGUGGGCGAGGGCCCGCUGGUGAGAAAGUUUUCGCUGGGCGUGGGAGAGGUGGGUGAUGAGGGGUGA